AUGGCUCAAGGGGAACUUUACUGUCCGGGCGAAGUGGACGCGCUGUACCCAGACCGAAACAGGUCAGAAUCCACCAUUUGUUUGCCAUCACCAUCGCCGGCGAAGCGAGCUUCCACCUACUAUCCCAAGGCGGGACCCAAGGUUCUGGAGGAGUCCAACGCAGACCCCUUCUACCUCGAACACUCUUUGGCCACGACGCCAACCGGGAACGACUCGUAUACUCCGGCCAUUCGCGAUGAGAGAUAUAGUCAGGACAACAGCCAGUAUUAUACACUUUCCCUGACCAGCGGGAAAGAUUUCGCUCCUCCCCAGGGCAAAUAUAACGGUCCUAACCGGUCGACCAUCGCGCAAUUGGAACUGGAGAACGACUUGAGAUUUCACCACUACACCUCCUCUACAGAAGAACCCAGACAACUCCACAGCAGCCAGGGCUCUUUCAGCUCGGUGGCUACUGAAAGCACCACACCGGACUUGACUCCGAGCAGCUCUUUCUCAUCCACCUACUCCUCUCCCGCUUGCCCCGAGGCUGUGCUGAGAGCAACCGAGAAGUUGUACCGACACGCCCAACAGGCUCAGGAACCUCGACGCUUUUAUCUCCCUCCAACAACACCUCCCAAACACUGCCUUCCUCCACCGCCUCCUGUGCCCUCAUUUCCCAAGACCAAGAGUCGCCCUACUACUCCUAUCUCCGAUUCCAGCUCUACAACGUUCACAAUGAAGUACGAGACUUCCAGCAUGUCUUCGUCUUCCCGCAGGAACAAACCUCAUCCUACACUGCCCAAUCUAUCUCGUGGCACAAGCUCGCAAAGUGUACGGAGAAAGCAAUAUAGCCCCGGGACAAGACCUCCACUUGACCCAUCCAUGAUCUCGCCGCCGUGCUUGAUAAAUCCGGUCACCAUGGAGCCGCAUGCCACACAUUUUGACCAGGCUCUUUUCAUCCCUGCCAAUGAAAUCCCCAGCCCUUUGCCUAGCCCUGGUGCCAGCUCUCCUCCUAUUUCUCGCCAGUGGACUGCCACGUCUAUGGAGCGUCCCUCCAUGUCGACCAUGGAUGCUCACUGCGAACAAUCGGUCUGGGAGUCAGACUCGGAUAACGAGUCCAUUGGACACAAGUCUCUUUCCCGCAGACCAAUUGAUACCUUGCGCAAGGUGCGAAGCAGAGCUAAGCUCCGUGGCGCCAAGUCACAACCCAAGCUCCACCAAGCAAUGCUUGACGAUCAGCUCCCGGAGAAGUUCCCCUGCAUGCCCGACGACGCUGUUGGCGAGCCUGUUCCGGAGCCUUUCCGAGGCAUGAGUUUCGAACGACCCAUCACCAGCCGCGAUGGUCUACGUCCUUCCCACCCCCUCCACACUCUCCGCCUUGUGGCUCCCUCUACUACCUCUCUGAUGAAACCUCGCUCUCCAAAAACCAGCAGCCGUGGAUCCAGCACUCGCGACUCUGAUAUCGAUCGGUCAGCCGCAGCAGCCUUCCAAGCUCAAUCAAGACGUCGCCAGCGCUCUGACAGUCCCGAGUACGUCAAGUCAGACAAGGAAAAGUUUACAUCAAUGUGCUACGAGCAACAAUCCCGUGCCAUCAUCAACGAAUCCACCGAGCAACGUCCCUUUUUCCGCCGUAUGCUCGAUUCCCUCCGCUCCUUGAACUGCCACAAAACCACCAAAAACGUGGAUGUACUCUGA
Molecule: messenger RNA, 1674 nt
Organism: Penicillium cinerascens
Lineage: Eukaryota; Fungi; Ascomycota; Eurotiomycetes; Eurotiales; Aspergillaceae
Exons: 1
Coding region: 1-1674 (557 amino acids)
Source: RefSeq, a predicted model, not a curated record